This is a messenger RNA of Carassius auratus (goldfish), 3001 nucleotides long. RefSeq names its product semaphorin-3ab. Bases 454 to 2700 code for a protein of 748 amino acids. Gene Ontology annotation, molecular function: chemorepellent activity; semaphorin receptor binding; neuropilin binding. Lineage: Eukaryota; Metazoa; Chordata; Actinopteri; Cypriniformes; Cyprinidae. Gene Ontology annotation, cellular component: glutamatergic synapse; axon; plasma membrane. Gene Ontology annotation, biological process: motor neuron axon guidance; negative chemotaxis; positive regulation of cell migration. The record is from RefSeq and is a predicted model, not a curated record. The transcript has 17 exons.
GAGAGAAGGCUGGGCACAACUGGGACAGUUCCCUCCAGCAGGGGAGUGUUUGAAAGAAAGGAGUAAAUGAUAAGAGACGACUGAAGGAGUGAGAGAGAGAGAGAGAGUUAAUAAAGAGUUAAAAGAUGCAGAGAGAUGAAAAGGGAAAGACAAUAACAGAGUGAACAAAACAGAGAACGGAGCAGAAGAAGAGAAAUUCAGCCGGGAAAUAUUAUAAACAUAGAAAACAGACCAAGAGAGGAUUUUGCUGCAACACUGACCUGAGCAGGAUUAUACUGUAUUACACUGUACUGCACUGCGCACACACACACAUGCGCGCUGAUGCUGACAUUAACUAGAAACCAUUUGUGUGUGUGAUAUUUCUGAACAGUGCACACAGAGAGAGUGUGUGUUUACUCCAUACUAGAACCGCAUGAGUGAGUGUGUGUGUGUGUGUGUGUGUGUCGGACAGCCAUGAAGAGGAUGCUGGCUCUCUUCUGCUUAAUUUCACUGGCAGCACUUCUAACGGAUGCAUGGAGACCAUCUCAACCACGACUGCUCUUCCAACACUCAGAGCUGAUGCGGAGCGGCAGGCUCAAAUCUCUCUCUGUGUCUGCUGGUGAUCUGAACUCUCUGCUGCCGGAUGAAGACGGCCGUCGUCUUUACAUUGGUAUGAAAGACCAUCUACUGUCCACCAGCCUGGAUGAUAUUACUCAAACCCCUUGCAAGAUUUACUGGCCUGCAAGUCCAGACCGCAUCCAGAACUGUAUCAUGGCUGGAAAAAACCUGCAGACGGACUGUGCAAACUUCCUGCGUGUGUUAGAGCUGUAUAACCAAACACAUCUUUACGCCUGCGGGACUGGAGCGUUCAACCCUCGCUGUGCCUUCAUCCCCACCAACCUCUUCCUCAGGGCUGAGGAACAAAUGCUGCAGUAUGAGGACACAGAAUCAGGGAAGGGGAAAUGUCCUUAUGACCCUCACCAGAGAACAGCUACGGCCAUCAUAGACGGAGAGCUGUACGCUGGCGUCUCAUCUGACUUUCUAAGUCAUGAUACCACUUUUAUCCGUAGUCUGGGGGAGCGACAUGUGAUUCGUACUGAACAAUACGACUCUACGUGGCUGCAAGGCGCUGAAUUUGUACAUGUUGCAGCGAUGUCAGAGAGUGAUAACGAGGAGGAUGAUAAGGUCUACGUGUUCUUCACUGAGCGUGCCCAGGAGGCAGAGGGGACUGCUGGGAAGGUCCUCUAUUCUAGAAUCGCCCGCGUCUGCAAGAAUGAUAUUGGUGGUCAGCGUAGUUUGGUUCAUAAAUGGAGCACCUUUCAGAAAGCUCGAAUUGUUUGCUCAGUACCAGGACCUGACGGCAUACAGACACACUUUGAUAAACUCCAGGAUAUUUUUAUUCAGCGUGGAAAGGAAAAAAAGAAUCCCCUUAUCUAUGGGCUAUUCACCACAACCAGCAAUGUCUUGAAUGGAUCCGCUGUGUGCAUUUACAGAAUGCAAGACAUUAUUAGAGCUUUUAAAGGAAAUUUCCUUCAUAGGGAGGGUCAACAGUACAAGUGGACGGAGUAUACAGGCAAAGUUCCCUAUCCCAGACCCGGCACAUGUCCCAGCAGCACAUAUGGAGGGUUCAAAUCAACCAGGGAAUAUCCUGAUGAUGUCAUCUUCUUUAGCCGCACGCAUCCUUUAAUGCAGGAAGUGGUAAAACCACUUGCGGGUCAUCCUUUGCUCAUCAAAGUGGGCGUGCAUUAUAAACUGACCCGCCUCCUUGUGGACAGAGUGGAGGGGGUGGAUGGUCAAUAUGACGUGCUGUUCAUUGGCACAGAUUCUGGCCUGGUUCUGAAAGUGAUUCACCUCCCUAAAGCCAACGGACAGAAUCAGGAGAUUACUCUGGAACAGCUGCAGGUUUUUAAGAACAAGUCACCAAUCACUGCCAUGACGCUGUCCAAGAAAAAGCAGUGGCUGUUUGCUGGAUCAGCAGAGGGUGUGAUUCAGUUGGGUCUGUUCCACUGCGAUUUGUACGGCCAAGCCUGCGCUGAAUGCUGUCUUGCUAGAGACCCAUACUGCACCUGGGAUGGUCAUUCUUGCAGCCCUUACAUGCCAACUGCACACAGAAGAGACAUUCGUCAGGUUAAUGAUGACGGCAACCCGCUGAACCAGUGUGUCAGACAGGGAGCUGGUCUUCAGGUGGAGGCAGAGGAGAAGACAUUAGUUGUGGCCAUGGGUAACAGCACUUACCUGGAGUGCCUAGCCAAAUCUCACCAUGCCACAGUCACCUGGUUUAAAGACAUAGGCGAGAACAGCCUGGAGCAACAUAAGGUCACACCUGGGGAGCAGCUGGUUUUCAUUGACAGGGGCAUCCUCAUUCCCCGGGCUGAGCUCAAUCACGGUGGCGUUUAUCACUGUCAGCUAGAAGAACAUGGAUUCCGCUGGACAGCCGUUACUAUUCGUUUAAUUGUGUGGAGCCCCACAUUUGUCUCCUCUCAGCCAUGGUACCAGGAUGUGAUGGCAUUGAUCAACCAUGGGAAACUGGAGCGACACUGCAAAGAACUGAGUCAGCGUCACAACAACAAGGACUCAGGGAAUCGCAAACAUAACAAACAAGACAGAAAGAGAGCAGACCGGCACAGGCACCGAGGACGGGCAGAGAAGGAGAAAGGAAAGGGGCGGAAGAACCGGAGCCAAAUGCAGAGUUCAGCACAGAGACAGCCAAGGAGCGCAUAGAACAAAUCGCAGGUGUUUACAAAACUGCUCAAAACAAAAGAAUACAACAAAACAUGCAAUAGACAGUAUAUUCACAGUACAUUCAAGUAUGCAUGGCAUCAUGUUAACAGAUUUGCUUUGUUUCAAAACCUAAUGAGCUGUCUGUAUGCGGCAGCAUUGUCAAGCAACAAGCUCAAAAAUAUACAUGCAAGAUCGGGGAUGAGAAGAGAAAAAUGUUGAUAAACUUGCAUUUCUUUCAGUUAAUACAAAGAAGUAUAUCAGUAUUGAUUGUUCAAAAGUUUGGGCUCAGCAAGAUUUUUAA